This is a messenger RNA of Ogataea polymorpha, 2405 nucleotides long. RefSeq lists its product as uncharacterized. The record is from RefSeq and is a predicted model, not a curated record. The transcript has a single exon. Gene Ontology annotation, molecular function: transmembrane transporter activity. Bases 25 to 1356 code for a protein of 443 amino acids. Gene Ontology annotation, biological process: transmembrane transport. Gene Ontology annotation, cellular component: fungal-type vacuole membrane. NCBI's taxonomy places the organism in Eukaryota, Fungi, Ascomycota, Pichiomycetes, Pichiales, Pichiaceae.
CGCUGCUCGAUCGAAGAAAUUGCGAUGACCACAGAGGUCGAAUUAGAAACGCAGGUAAGCCACCGCAGCGAGGAAGGCCUGCUUGUGGCCAGUGACCCUGACGAGGUGUACUACGAGAACAACAAAAAACGCAGCUGGCUCGUCGUACUGGGCUCUUUCUUCGGGCUGCUACCCGUCUGGGGGCUUGCCAACUCGAUCGGUGUGAUCCAGACCCAACUACUCGAGUAUGAACUCUCGGGCGUAUCCACAACCACGGUCUCGUGGAUCUUCUCCAUCUACACUGCUCUUUUGCAAAUUUGCAUGAUUUUUAGUGGCACAUAUUUCGACAGACACGGGACUCGCUUGCCGCUUAUCGCCGGCACCAUCAUGAUGACUGGCUCGCUGCUCGGAUUCGCCAACAGCACAAAGGUGUACCAAAGCAUUCUCUCGUUCUCUGGUGUCGGCAUUGCGUCGGGGAUUCUCUCAUCGCCCCUCAUGGGUGCUGUUUCGCAGUACUUUCCAGCCAGAAAAAGAGCCACAGCCAUGGCUCUCGCCGGCAACGGCGGCUGUGUGGGCGGUCUUAUAAUCCCCACCAUGCUGAGAAAGACGUAUGUCAGUCUUGGAUUUGCUUGGUCGAUGAGACUGCUGGCUCUGAUCUCGUUUGUGUGUCUUGUGAUCUCUAUUUUCCUGGUCAAGGAAAGAAGAGUUGUGGAGGCAGAACAGAUGUCCCGAAAGGACACUGUGAUAUUCUAUCUCACCAAGUCGUUCAACUUCAAGGCGUUGCGAGACGACCGCAAGUUCCUGUUUUGCGUUCUGGGCUGUGUCUUUGCCGAAGGAACGGUUCUGGUGACAUCGUCGCUUUUUUCGUUCGUGUGCAUUAAAAACGGGUUUUCCUCGAGUCAGGCCUAUCUGUUUGUCACUGUGAUCAACAUUGGAGCCGUCGCGGGCAGACUUCUGAGCGGCCUUCUUGCAGAUGUCUUUUUCGGCAGCUAUAACAUCAUUAUAUUCCUCUUGGUCAUCACUGCAGUUUUCAACUUUGUCGUUUGGAUGCCGUUCAAAAGCAGCCCUGGCGCCAUGUACACCUACAGUAUCCUCUAUGGCACCUUCUAUGGCGGCAUCUACUCCCUGAUCCCCACGUGCUGCUCAAUGAUCGUCAAGAAAGAAGAGUUUGGAGCCAACUAUGCCACCAUGUAUGCCAUCACCGGACUUUCCCUGCUGGGCCUGAAUCCUGCCGCUGCAGCCAUUGUUGGUAAUGGCACCAGCAACAAACGAACAAACGGGUUCAUCGCAUACGCCUCCGCUUUGAGCCUGCUUGGGGCUGUCUGUAUCAGUCUGACGCGUGUCUUAUGCGUGGGAGCCAAGCUCAAGAAAUUUUAAGAAACUGCCACCACGAAAACCUUGCGGUUGCUGUUUUCGCAGUCAGCAAUACUGGUGUUUCCUGGGUUUUGGAGUAGUCUGCCUUGAUGAUCUUCCAGUUGGGUCCUUCUUCUUUGUGCAAUAGAGCUUCUGCUGGCGAGUUGGCGAGUUUCGGCGUCGGUAUUAAUUUCGCCCACUCCUCGGGUUUCUUGCACUCUGGACGAGCGCCCAAAUACAACUCUGUUUCGUGUAAUGUCAAAUUCCCGCUAUCUAUCAAACGUAGCUGGAUUUCCAUCGACUCCGCGCUCGGAUUGGUUAUCACCAAAGUCGAACCAAUGCACUCAAGAACCGGCAAUCUGCUUAUUGCCAUAGAAAGCGUCUCGAAAGAGCUCGACGAGGGUUCGGAACUCGGUUGCACCAGAAUCUCACGACAGCUCUUGCACCGCACGCUCGUCUUACAGCACAACUCCUGAAACAGCGGGAGCUCAUACUCGUCAACCUGUUGUUCUCUUAUCACCCCGAUUUCAGGCAACUUGCGACGCUCCACUACUUGUGCAAGUUCCAGCGACGAGUACUUCCCGAUCAAACGAUUUCGGUGUCGUGCCUCGCUGAUGUGAAGCGUUUCGUAUAGGUUCUCAUAAUGCGACUUGAGCUCGCUAAAGCGGCGGUCCAGCGCAGACUGCUUUUUCUCCCUGAUGAUCUCGUACAACGGUUGCGGCCUCGUGAGACUCCCUGUAGUGUAGGUCCAUUUACAGUUGGGACAAUUGAACCGAAAAUUCUUGCUGCUUUUCGUGUCCUGGUUGUUGCUGUCUGCCUUUACGCGGAGUCUGGAGCGGCAUGACGGACACUUGAAGCAGUGGCGUUGGCAAUAGCGCGACUCUCGGUCAAAAGAUCGCCAGCAAGACGGACAAUACUUGGAUCCGUGUUCCAGAUCAACACAACGGUAGCAUUUGAUGCUGCCACAGGAAUUGCAGAAAUAGAGCUCUUCUAGGGGGUGCCGUAGGCUGGGAUCCUGCAGGGUUAGCGGGAUCUUGUGCACGGCGCCGGGCGGCUCGCAGCACGGACAAAAU